AUGAGGGAUGACCCACCAAUAUUUGUGUCACAUUUUUCCGAGCACGGACAUGUGCAGGCUGUGGAAUACCACUGUGGCUAUCAGUUUGAGGAUUGCACCGUGUUUGCCACCCAAAGCGAAAUUGAUCUGGCGGCAUCUGGAGUUAUUAUUAGGGUACAAAAGGUGUGCGGGUACCCCCUGUUGGUUUCCCUCACGAUGGAAUCUGCCGCAGCUGUUAGGCAUCAGCGCAUGGCAGAGGAGAUGGGAAAACUGUCAGGUCCUGUGCUGUUUGGCACUUCGCCCGGUCUCACAGCUUGGCUGCUCGGCUCCGAAUUUAAAGAGUCACUUCGAAGGUUUGUGCUUCUUCGUGGGGUUUCACACCCCUACUUUCUUCUUCAUGCCCGCAAACCGCCAAGCUCUUGCGACUAA
This is a messenger RNA of Trypanosoma rangeli, 408 nucleotides long. RefSeq lists its product as uncharacterized. The record is from RefSeq and is a predicted model, not a curated record. NCBI's taxonomy places the organism in Eukaryota, Euglenozoa, Kinetoplastea, Trypanosomatida, Trypanosomatidae. The transcript has a single exon. The coding region runs from base 1 to 408 and encodes 135 amino acids.